AUGUCCUUAUUGCAUCCCAUCGCCCAUCAGUGGAAAGCCUCCCUCCCUCCGACCCCCAUGUACGACCACACCUUGCAGUCGCAGACUCCAUUUCACUUGGACACACAGUCAUCUCUGCAAUAUUUCCCAUACCAAUCACAAUCGUCACACCCCCCAACUGCAUUUCCACCUUAUCCUCCCUACUCUCACAUCUAUGCUCGCCCUCAACAACCCCAGGACGCCAUUCACGACGCACCUCCUGCUUGCUACAACCCUGCUCCUUCCUACUCCAGCUUCCAUCAGGACUUCCCUGUUCCCCCUGUGCACAAGCAAACGGUGAUACAUGCUGCAUCUCACCUUGCUGGGCUCAGCGCUCCCAUGGACGCUCCUCCCCUGCCGACAUCAUCGCAACAUGCUAGCAACGCGGGCUACGACAGGCCUCCUUGCUACGACGUACCUGGUCCCUCGCGCCUACACCCUUCCAUCGCGCCGCCUCGUCCUCCUGCCUCUCAAUCUGUUGACAGCGCUGUUGCCGCUCUUUGGCCGGAGUAUCAGGAGCCCGGUCAAUCCUAUCUGACUCCUUCAGAUCCCUCCGGUGGACAAGGAGCAGCAGGGUUGUACUCUACCACGACACAGAGAGCUAGAGAGCAGCAGCAGCAGCGAGACAAGACUUCCUUGGAUGCCUGCAUGGACGACCCUUUCCGAGCAGACUUUCAGCAGACGAUCCUCUCGGCGACGGAGAUGGCGGGCAGUGGGCAGCUUACAGACAGCUCGAGCUCAGCUGAGUCCGACGGCAACGAAGGGGCUCGAGCAGACGCAGCAGGAGGAGCAGGGGGGAGGAAGCAGAAGAAGCGAGGAGAGAAGGGAUCUGCCGCGGGUCACUCAAGGCACUGGAAGGAGGAGGAGCACGAAACCUUCUUGAUGGCCCUCAAGAAGCUGAGUCCCGAGACUCUCGCUAGUGACAGUGGAGGGCUGGGGCCAGGUAUUGCCGAGCUGAUCGCCGCGGUUGUCAAGACGCGAACAGUUUCUCAGGUGCGGUCGCACGCUCAGAAGUUUCUGAUCAGGUGGAGGAAGCAGCGGGAGGGGCCGGGACAAGGGAAGUGA
Molecule: messenger RNA, 1083 nt
Organism: Guillardia theta CCMP2712
Lineage: Eukaryota; Cryptophyceae; Pyrenomonadales; Geminigeraceae
Exons: 1
Coding region: 1-1083 (360 amino acids)
Source: RefSeq, a predicted model, not a curated record